This is a messenger RNA of Solenopsis invicta (red fire ant), 1162 nucleotides long. RefSeq lists its product as uncharacterized. Bases 354 to 1019 code for a protein of 221 amino acids. The record is from RefSeq and is a predicted model, not a curated record. Lineage: Eukaryota; Metazoa; Arthropoda; Insecta; Hymenoptera; Formicidae. The transcript has 5 exons. Gene Ontology annotation, molecular function: sequence-specific DNA binding.
ACUAACAUGUGUGAAACAAAGAAGGUAGAUCCAGCAUACCAACAGGCUGACACUAAAUAAUUUUACUUUUCACAGUUGGCUGUCUGGUCAACUGUAGCCCUUGCACAUAUAUGUAAUACUCCUAUAUUGCUAGAAGAGUGUUGACCGUCAGCCCAAACAUUACGGUGCAGACGUAUAAUAGCCUCUCUCUCGCGAACGGCCCAGCUGAUUUGUGCGCAUGCGGUUACAUUUUUUAAAACACCAUUAGGCGCGAUUUUCACAUAACCUGUUUUCGUGAUUUGUGCGUGUGUGCGACGGUAAACAACGCAUAUUAUAAGCGUCCCAAGUGAGACAAACCAAAGAAAAAAUUUACAAUGGUGCGAAUUUGUUUUUUGUGUCAGAAAAAGGCAGCAAAGGAUGGAAAUUUUGCAAUGCACAAAUUUCCAAAAGAGGUGAGCAUUCGGGCACAGUGGUUACAUGCCUGCAAAUUAUCUGACAAGGACAAUGUGAUACAUGUACACAUUUGCUCCGAUCACUUUGUACCAAGUGAUUAUAAAAAUAGCAUAGGACUGUGUAGCAGAAAGUGGUUAUUGAAACCAGGAGCAGUGCCUUCCGUUAAUGUGCCAAAUCCUCCAGCUGCCGAAUUGCAGUUCCAGUCAACAUCUGAGAUUAUAAUGGACGAGACACGAUUAGUGCCUUCUAUUGAUGUUCCAAAUCCUUCAGCUGCCGAACUGCAGUUCCAGUUAACAUCUGAUUAUACAAUGGACGAGACACAAUCAGUGCCUUCUAUUGAUGUUCCUCCAGAUUUCACAUCAGUUUCAAAUGUAGGAGAACUGGAAUUUUCAACAUCCAAGAAUGUGAUGGAUGAGACACGUCACGAGAAUGAACAGCUGCAUACUCCUCCGAAGAAACGGAGAUUUGCAGAACCUCGGUUUAUAUCAGACAUUGUAAGCUCCGAUUUCUCAACACCGAAAAGGACUCGAAGAGUCAUUGCUAUGGUGAACAAAAUCCAUAAUAAAAAACGUCGGAUUAAGGCAUAAAAUAUUUUGUAUUCCAUUUUUUUCUAUUUUACUCGUACUUUUUACGCUAAAUAUUCUGAGGAAGUAAUUAAAUCUUAAGAUUGUUCCAUUUAAAACAGUAAUAAUGACUUGCUUGAACUAUUAAAAACGCUUUUAUCUAAAAA